Messenger RNA from Sphaeramia orbicularis (orbiculate cardinalfish), 3727 nucleotides. Its product is annotated as gastrula zinc finger protein XlCGF57.1-like. The record is from RefSeq and is a predicted model, not a curated record. Gene Ontology annotation, cellular component: nucleus. The transcript is spliced from 2 exons. Bases 153 to 1955 code for a protein of 600 amino acids. Lineage: Eukaryota; Metazoa; Chordata; Actinopteri; Kurtiformes; Apogonidae. Gene Ontology annotation, biological process: regulation of gene expression.
AGAAGAAGGACACAUAAAAGCAGCAGUAGAAGAAGAAGUGCUGUUUGCUAGCAGUUUGUUAGCCUAGCCUUCCGGUCAUAACAGACAGUGAUGAGGACUAAACGUGUGUCUGAGCGGCUUUUAUGCAUGAACUGUGGGUGUAAUGUGUGAAAAUGUCCGCAGUUCAACCGCUGAGGACGUCUGUGAAGCGGCGACAACCUCCGGAGGAGAUUUUAAAGCUGACGGAGGAACUUUAUCAUUCACCGGAGGAAAAUGAAGCCGAAGCAGCUGCAGUUUUCCAGCCGAAGGUGGAGUUCAGCAGAACAGAUGAUCGUCUUCUGUCUGUGAUUAAAGAAGAGGCUUCCCAGGACCAGAAGGACCAGGUCGACCCAGAUCCGGUUCACGUUAAAGAAGAACAUGAGGAAACGUGGAUUAAUGAGGAAGUGGAUCAGCAUCAAGGUUUGGAGGAGGAGGAUUUCCCCACGUCUCCAUCCAGUCGAGUCCCUGUGAAGAGUGAAGAAGACGAGGAGGACCUUCAGUUUUUACGGCUUCAUCAGAGACGACGUGAGGAACCAGACAGACAGGACGGCCGAUCAGAACCAGAACGAUACAUAGGAAUGCGAACCCACGGUAAGGCCGAGUCUUCAGACACUGAGGACAGCGAAGACUGGAUGCAAAGCAGCGAACCACAGUCCCAUUCCAACAAAAACACAAAUGACCCCCCUGUAAAAGAGGGAGGAUGUAAAACAAAAACACACCAGUGCUUCGAAUGUGGGAAAGUGUUUGGCCAGACGUCAAAUCUGAAAAGACACAUGAGAGUCCACACCGGAGAGAAACCCUUCAGCUGUUCAGUUUGUAAGAAACGUUUUUCACAUAAACACAAUGUUAAGGAACACAUGCUAACACACACAAAAGAAAAACACUACACAUGCACAGUAUGUGGUACACGAUGUGUUCGGAAGGCGGUUUUACUUCGACACAUGAAAGUCCACAUGGGAGACAGAGCGUUGGAUUGUUCAGAUUAUAAGAAAAGCUUUGCACAUAAAAAUAAUGCUCAGGAACAUAUGUUAACUCACACAGGAGAGAAACCAUUCGGUUGCACUAUGUGCGAUGAAGUAAACAUGAAAACAUUUGGUCGUAGAUCUAAUUUGAAUCGACACAUCGAAGUUCACAUUGAAGAGAAACCUGUGAAUUGUUCAGUUUGCACACAUGAAGUUAAUAUUGAGGAGCACAUGUUAACGUAUACUGAGGAGAAACCAUUCGGUUGCACAAUAUGUGACGAAAGAUUUUCUCAGAAGCCAAAGUUACUGAAGCACAUGGCCAUUCACACGGGAGGAAAACCGUUCAGUUGUCCAGUUUGUCAGAAAGGCUUUGCACACAAGAACAACAUCAGCAGACAUAUGUUGACUCACACCGGAGAGAAACCACACAGUUGCUCAGUAUGCGGCAUGAGAUUUGCCCAGAAGUCGAUUUUACUGGGUCACGUGAGAGUCCACACCGGAGAGAAACCAUUCAGCUGCUCCAUUUGUAAGAAAAGCUUUAAGAAUAAAUAUUACAUCAGGACUCACAUGUUGACUCACACGGGAGAGAAACCAUUCAGUUGCACAAUAUGCCACGAGAGAUUUUCCCAGAAGCAGAACUUACUCAAUCACGUGAUGCGUCACAAGGGAGAGAAACCCUUCAGUUGUCCGGUUUGUAAGAGGAGUUUCACGCAGAAGGUUCACGCCGACACUCACAUGUUAACUCACACCGGAGAGAAACCAUUCAGCUGUCCGAUCUGCAGGAGACCAUUCGCACAGAAAGCUCAUGUUCGCUCGCAUAUGAGGAUCCACACGAAACCCAGAAGACCGAGCGCGUGUGUGGACAACGCUCACAGUAAAGACGACGGCAGCGGGAGUUUAGAUCCAGACGAACAUGGACAAACAGACGCCGAAGAGGACCAACGUCAGUCGAAUCUAAACUCUGACAGACAAUGACAUUGGUGACGCUAACGUUAAAGAAAACAUAAAGAGGAACGAUUGUUGAGUUUGUGUAAGUGUGUUGGUGUGGAUGGAAACGGGCCGUGGGAUACAAACGAUGACGUCACAGUGGAAUGUUCGUUGGUUCGCGGUCAUGGCCUUGUUUCCUCUCCUCUCAUUGGUCAGAGUUUGUUUGGUUUUCAGGAUGUUCCAGUUGUUGAAAGUUGCAGCUCGUCUCAUUGUGAAUCUUUGGUCCAAACUGGGUUUGAAAGUGAAGUGAGAAGAAAGACUCAAAGGCACAGCUUCACUUUAGUCGGUGGUUUGAAAUAUUUAAUGAACAGUGAAGUGAGACAUUGUUUCCUCAACGUUUCUACACAUUAAUCAUCAUGUAACGUCUGUUAAUGAUGUUAAUUAAAAUUCCUUCACCUGAUAAAAGGUUAAACGUUGAAUAUUUUACUGCAUUGUUCAGGAUUCUUGAAUGAAAAACCUGGUUCAGUCGUGGAAUUAAUGCAAAUCAGUAGGAAAAAAAACACUGUAUCCUGUGACGUAAAUGUGAGGAGACAUGAACAAAACAGACCAAAACAAUGUCAAAGAUGUCAGGAAAUGAAAAUUACGCAAAAUACAACAACCCAGAUUUAAAAAAAACAAAAAACACAAAAAUAGCACAAAAAACCUUAACAGAAAGAAAAAAGAAAAUGACAAAAAAUGACUCAUGAUGAAAAUGACACAAAAAAUGCAACCAGAUUUUAAAAAAAUACCACAAACGCAAAAGACACAAAAAUUAUGCAAAACGCGUCAAGAUGACACAAAAUGAAAAUGCCGUAAAAAUCCUCCACAUAAAACAUUAAGAGGAGGAUUAUGAAACAAAACAGCUGAUGUAAAAGACAAACAGUAAACUCUUCCUACGGAAAAUACAAAAAUCCCAACCAACAAAAACCUCCUGUUAAAAGCAGUUAUCGUCUUAUUUUUCCGUUUUUCUUCACAUUAAUUAUUAAUUCGUUAAAUCUUGACAGUAAAUAAUGACAGUGACAGAGUUUAAUACUGAAAGUUUGCUUUUAAUGACAUCUUUUCCACUGUAAAAAAAAACAAACAAAACAAAGACAAACACUGUUGUUUUCUUCUAUUGUGUUUCUAUUAUUUGCAUAAACACGACCUGUUUAAAUAAACUUCAUCAGGGUCAUUAACGCUACGGUUGAAUCCAAUAAAUAUAAAAAACACUUAGCAUCGCUACAGCUUCAAAAACACAAAGGUCCUGAUUCAUGGAAGUAAGUGCAAUAUUACCGGACAGAGGUUCAGAUACGAUUAAUAUUAUUAUUAUUAUUAUUAUAAACAUUGGCAUCCGACGUCAUCAUCAUGUAAUACUUUGACAAAAAAAUGAUCCUUCAGUAAAAAGAAAACGUCCUUCAAGUCGAAAACGUAAGAUAAAAUAUCCAAAAUACUUCAUUAAAUAUAUAAAAUGGAUCUAAAACGACCUCCUCCACAAAAUAGAAAAAAAAAAAAAACCUCUUAAAGGUUCAGUUUGUAACAUUCAGCGGCAGCCAUGUUGUUAUUCCCAACACCUUUAACCUUUAUUCCAUGAACCUGAUCCUGUUUUAAGGAAAGUGAAGAUAGUUUUCCAAACGUCACAUCCAGGAUUGUAAUCAAAGUGCUAAUGCUAAUUGCUAAUGCUAAUCGCUAAUGCUAAUGUAUAUAGACUUUAUUUCAGACUCUUGUUUACUUUGUAAACAUCAUAGCUUGUAUUUAUAAUUUGCUGGCAAAUAAUUUCUUGUAUGUGUUUACGUACUUGGCAA